This is a messenger RNA of Rhinopithecus roxellana (golden snub-nosed monkey), 2228 nucleotides long. RefSeq names its product apolipoprotein B mRNA editing enzyme catalytic subunit 3F (gene APOBEC3F). The record is from RefSeq and is a predicted model, not a curated record. The coding region runs from base 358 to 1479 and encodes 373 amino acids. Gene Ontology annotation, molecular function: RNA binding; zinc ion binding; cytidine deaminase activity. NCBI's taxonomy places the organism in Eukaryota, Metazoa, Chordata, Mammalia, Primates, Cercopithecidae. Gene Ontology annotation, cellular component: P-body; cytoplasm; nucleus. The transcript is spliced from 7 exons. Gene Ontology annotation, biological process: DNA cytosine deamination; negative regulation of single stranded viral RNA replication via double stranded DNA intermediate; cytidine to uridine editing.
GUGCUCUGCUGGCUCUGCCUGGUGUGGACCCACCUCCCAGUCUCUGGCUGCAAAGACUUUCUCUUUCCCUUUGCAGUUACUUUGGGUCCUGCCACACAGAGCGGCCUGUUUUUAUCAGAGGUCCCUCUGCCAGGGGGAGGACCCCAGAGAAAAACAGAAAGAGGGUCAGAGCCUGAGGAAGAUACAGCAUCCCAGAGCCUCCCACUCCAGCGCCAGAGCAGGAAGAGGGAGGGGCCAUGACUACGAGGCCCUGGGAGGUCAGUUUAAGGAGGGCUGUCCUAAAACCAGGAGCCUGUAGCAGAAAGUGAAACCCUCCUGCUCCAGACAAAGAUCAUAGUCGGGACUAGCCAGCCAAGGAUGAAGCCUCAGUUCAGAAACACAGUGGAGCGAAUGUAUCGACGCACAUUCUUCUACAACUUUAAUAACAGACCCAUCCUUUCUCGUCGGAAUACCGUCUGGCUGUGCUACGAAGUGAAAACAAGGGGCCCCUCAAUGCCUACUUGGGGCGCAAAGAUCUUUCGAGGCCAGGUGUAUUUCGAGCCUCAGUACCACGCAGAAAUGUGCUUCCUCUCUUGGUUCUGUGGCAACCAGCUGCCUGCUUACAAGCGCUUCCAGAUCACCUGGUUUGUAUCCUGGACCCCCUGCCCGGACUGUGUGGCGAAGGUGGCCGAAUUCCUAGCUGAGCACCCUAAUGUCACCCUGACCAUCUCUGCUGCCCGCCUCUACUACUACUGGGAAACAGAUUACCGCAGGGCGCUCUGCAGGCUGCAUCAGGCAGGGGCUCGUGUGAAGAUCAUGGACAAUGAAGAAUUUGCAUACUGCUGGGAAAACUUUGUGUACAAUGAAGGUCAGUCAUUCAUGCCUUGGGACAAAUUCGAUGACAAUUAUGCAUUCCUGCACAGCAAGCUAAAGGAGAUUCUCAGAAACCCAAUGGAGGCAAUGUAUCCACACAUAUUCUACUUCCACUUUAAAAACCUACGGAAAGCCUAUGGUCGGAACGAAAGCUGGCUGUGCUUCACCAUGGAAAUUAUAAAGCAUUGCUCAACUGUCUCCUGGAAGAGGGGCGUCUUCCGAAACCAGGUUGAUCCUAAGACCCAUUGUCAUGCAGAAAAGUGCUUCCUCUCUUGGUUCUGCGAGGACAUACUGUCUCCUAACACAAACUACCAGGUCACCUGGUACACAUCUUGGAGCCCUUGCCUAGAUUGUGCAGGGGAAGUGGCGGAGUUCCUGGCCAGGCACAGCAACGUGAAGCUCGCCAUCUUCGCCGCCCGCCUCUACUACUUCUGGGAUAUAGAUUACCAGCAGGGGCUCCGCAGCCUGAGUGAGGAAGGGGCCUCCUUGGCGAUCAUGGACUGCAAAGAUUUUAAAUAUUGUUGGGAAAACUUUGUGUACAAUGGUGAUGAGCUGUUCAAGCCUUGGAAGGGACUAAAAUACAACUUUCUAUUCCUGGACAGCAAACUGCAGGAGAUUCUCGAGUGAGGGGUCUCCCCGGGCCUCAUGGUCUAUCUCCUCUAGCCUCCUGCUCAUGUUGCGGGGGCUUCCCCUCCACCCUGGACCAGCUCUGCUUUUGCCUGGUCACCCUGAGCCCCUCCUGCCCUCAGGGCCAUUCCACAGUGCUCCCCUGCCUCACUGCCUCCUCCCCGCUCUCCCAGGCUCUUCCUUCAGAGGCCCCUUUCUGCCUCCAUGGCUACCCAUCCACCCACCAAGACCCCGUUCCCUGAGCCUAUGUGCCCCUAACCUGCCUUUUCCCAUCUCCCCAGCAUAACCAACCUUUUUUUUUUUGAGACGGAGUGUUGCUCUGUCGCCCAGACUGGAGUACAAUGGCUUGAUGUUGGCUCACUGCAAACUCCGCCUACCAGGUUCAAGUGAUUCUCCUGCCUCAGCCUCCCAAAUAGCUGGGAUUACAGAUGCCUGCCACCACGCCCAGCUAAUUUUUUUAUUUUUAUUUUUUGUAUUUUUAGUAGUAACUGGGUUUCACCAUGUUGGCCAGGCUGGUCUUGAACUCCUGACCUCAGGUGAUCCGCUCAUCUCGGCCUCCCAAAGUGCUGGGAUUACAGGCAUAAGCAACCCCGCCCGGCCGCAUAAACACAUCUUAUUAAACUCAACCUAGGCUGGCCGCCUUGACUCACGCCUGUAAUCCCCCAGCAAUUUGGGAGGCAGAGGUGGGAGAAUCCCUUGAGCCCAGGAGUUCGAGACCAGCCUGGGCCACAGGACAAAGCCCCAUCUCU